AUGGCGCAAUCAGACCUCGACGCCCUCCUGGAAAUGGGGUUCGAGAAGCCUCGCGCGGAGUUGGCCAUCAAGAAAUCCGGCGGGCUUCAAGGCGCACUCGAGUGGCUCGAGAAGAACCAAGACACACCCAUUGGCGAGCUUGAGGCGCCCCAAGACGACGACGAAGCAGCAACCCAGGCGGCGAUCAAGGGCUUGGAGGAGGGCCAGCUUGCAAAGUCCCUCGCGUGCGAUGACUGCGGCAAGAAGUUCAGGACCACCGCUCUCGCCGAGUUCCACGCCUCCAAGACCGGCCACGAGAACUUCUCCGAGUCGACCGAGGAGCUCAAGCCUCUGACAGAGGAGGAGAAGAAACAAAAGCUGGAGGAGAUGCGCGCCGCCCUUGCCGAGAAGAGAGCCAGACAAUCCAUCACCGACAAGGAGGAGCAGAAGCGGAACGACAGGAUCAAGCAGAAGGCCACCAGAGAGACCCAGGACGCCAAGGAGGAGCUCCAACGUAAGGAGCAGAUCAAAGAGGCCGCGCGCAAGCGUCAGGAGAAGCUCGACGACCUGGAAGCCAAGAAGCGCAUCAAGGCAAAGAUCGAGGCGGACAAGGAAGAGAGGAGGCGCAAGGCCGAGGAGGCCAAGGCCGCCAGGGAGGGCAAGGCCCCUCCAGCUGCCGCGGAGCCUGCCGCCGCCGCAGCUCCACCGCAGCCUAAGCCCAGCACAAGCUACACCGACGCCAGACUGCGGUUGCAGACCCCCGGUGGAGUGCUGCAGAAGAACUUCCCCGCCGAGACGACUCUGUUCGAGGUGGCGCAGGCGAUCGAGUCGGAGCAGGGGACCACGGUGGCCAGCUUCACGUUAACGUUCCCGCGCAAGACCUUCGAGGCGGGCGUCGACUUUGGCCAGACGCUCCGGGAGGUCGGUCUCGUCCCUAGCGGUGUGCUCAUCGUUAAGUAG
This is a messenger RNA of Diaporthe citri, 939 nucleotides long. RefSeq lists its product as uncharacterized. The transcript has a single exon. Gene Ontology annotation, molecular function: protein binding. The coding region runs from base 1 to 939 and encodes 312 amino acids. NCBI's taxonomy places the organism in Eukaryota, Fungi, Ascomycota, Sordariomycetes, Diaporthales, Diaporthaceae. The record is from RefSeq and is a predicted model, not a curated record.